Messenger RNA from Orbicella faveolata, 2352 nucleotides. RefSeq lists its product as uncharacterized. Gene Ontology annotation, molecular function: signaling receptor binding. The record is from RefSeq and is a predicted model, not a curated record. Lineage: Eukaryota; Metazoa; Cnidaria; Anthozoa; Scleractinia; Merulinidae.
UUCAGCUGUGUACAGUGGACAAGACAUUUUAACUUAUUUGUCCUAAUGAGAGGUUUUUUUUUUAGCUUACAGCUUCCGGUGUUAGCAUGAUAUCGAAUUGUUAUCUACUUUCGGACGGACUGUUCUCGAUUCCUUGUAUUUCAUUGGUCUGCGCAAGAGACCAGAGACAAUUUCAAUAACUUAAAUCACCGUGACGAAAACACAACAGUAAUUUUUUUUGGUUCCAAGCUGUUAUCACCAGGUUCACCAGAACUGUGUAACUACGACUUUAAAGUUCUAGAGGGACCUUUCACUGGCUGGUGAAACGCCAUUUUCUGCAAAUGGUCCCGCUCAUCGUCGGUCUGAACUGAUUUUCACGAGAGAGGAAGAUCGAUAAGUGCACCGCAAAAUUGUUGUAAGACCACUGACAAUAUGGAGGAUACAGAAUGCAUAUAUGAUGAGAUCAGGCAGCUUGUUGCUGUGUCUCCAAAGAAGACUCAAUAUGAUUCAAAAGAGAGUGUUUUAUUCAUUUUCAACAAGCCGCUUCUUGUGGACAGCGGUCCCUAUGAAGUAGAGUUCAAAGGAGAACAACACUGUCUAAAAGUGCCUGCUGUCCUACUGAACAGCUGUGUUAUUCAGGUGCAUGCGCCAGUGUACUACCCGCCGGAAACUACCAUCGUUAGCAUUUACGAUAAACUCAAGGAACACGAGCCCUCCAUCGCUCGGUGUUCUUUUGAGUUUUUCUCGAGGAGUCAGGUGCUCGAUGAACUUUUGGAAAAAGCCACUUGUCCAAAGCAGCUGCUUUGUGAUUCGCUUGGGGUCUCCACAGCUAACAUUACAAUGGUUGACGAGGUUAUUGCUCGCAAAAUUCAGCAGAAGUCUCCCCAUGAGUUUCAUUUGCUUGAGAUUCCCCAAACCGGACAAGUGGAAGUUUCAGGUCAGUCGAGAACCAUAUACCCCACUCUUAUUCACUUUGGAGCUGCCCACGGACUCAAGCGUGCCGUAGCGGCGUGCCUACAGUACUGCCCAGCGGCACGACAGGCGUGCGCACUCCAAAAUAAACACGGCAUGUGCCCAAAGGAAUUAGCAGAGAAAUAUGGACACUUCGAAAUAUCAGAAGAUCUACAAGAUUUUGAGGCAAACGAACGAAUGCAUACAAAAAAUAUCCCCUCAACUGAGAUGGAAGUCAACAACAACUAUGAUCAGGAUAAUCAAGAGAAUUACAUAGAGAUGGACCCAAAAAUGCCUCUAGAUCAGCCUGAUGAAGAAUAUGACUAUGUGAGAAUGUCACGACCUGAAAAUCAAGAGAACGAGAAAACGAUGACUUCUGAAAUUUGGAAAGCAAUUCAUAUAGCAGAACAAGCUGUCAAUCAAAGCUGGAGAAAUAGUGAUAUUAGCGAGGAAACGGCAAAAGCAUUCAGUAAAUUCAUUCAGAGGAGUGCUAGAGAGCAUAGAGAAGAGCUGAUUUAUGACGUGCCCCGUAAGGAUUUCGAAAGAGCGCCCGCCUUACCCCCAAAGCACCACUGUCUUGACAAUAAACGGCACUCCAUCCACGACAUCCCUACAUGCGGUAACGCCCCCCCGCUUCCGCCAAGGUCUCCAAGAUCUCCGCAGUCACCUCUUUCACCCAGAUUCUUCUUGGGUGAGCAGGGAAUGGGUGAAAGACGUGGCUCAGAUCCAAACAUUUACACCAGAAUGCAAUCACAAUUUGAUCAACAGCCAAUCUGUGAAGAAACAACUUACGGGUCACCAGGGAGUCCCCGAUCGCCACAAUUACCAGCCAGGGCAAAAUUUUCCUUUGCUCACAGAGCUACUGCAGGUUUAGCUAAUGGAUGGAGGGGAUCAGAUCCUAACUUAUCCCAUAGACCAAAUACCAAAAACUAUGGCUCUUGUAAUGGAGCAAGAAAUGCAUUAACCCUGCCAGUAAAACCUCGUCAAGGCAUGAAUGGAUUACCGCGUCAUCCAGACUUCCCAGACGUAUUUCUUCGUCAAAAGUCUCAUUCCAUUGACGCAACUUCUGUGGGAUUCUCCCCCAAGAUUCCCCCGAGAUCACCGCAGCGAAAUCAACGUAACCGCUCAAUGAGCGUUGAGCCUGGAGUGCCUGUGCACAACCUUGCUAAGAGUCGUACAAUGAGUGAGCCCAGAGUACCUAUUUCCUCUGAAGCCGUUCUAUCAUGAUUACACCGCUUUUUUUUUCGCCAAUGAAUUGACUGACAGAAUGCGGGUCAAACGAGAAAUAGCCUUGCUCAGGACAGUUUAUUUUCACUUUACAAUAUUUAUAUUAAUAAUGCUUUAGAAAUACACAGGCAAUUAAAAGCUAACGAUAUAAUGUUCCUACGUUUCGGUUGAAUAAAUACUUUAGCGCGGAUCGAA